AUGCAAUCAUGUUUCGAAAAUAAUGGCCACUUAACAGCGCAGAGAACGAAGGAAAUGGAUAGCGUAAAUCGACACACUGCUCGUGAACGGCCUGUAAGUAGUAAGGAACGAACUAAGUCUCCUUGAAAUCAAAAAUCGAUAACUAUAUGUGAGAAACAUUCAAGGUCUUUUAGUACCUCUCCCUUUUGCUCAUUACAAUCAGAUAAGCUUGCAAUAUAUACUCGCCAAGUUUUGUUGAACCACAAAACGAGCCUUUUAAUUUUGUCACAGCUUCUCAACUCUCCUUCCUAUCAUUUUUGUUUCUGUCCUACCCCAGUGUCCAGUUCAUAAUCUGCAACUCAACAUAGUGCAGGAGGUUCCUAGAAUAUAAUACAAUAAGCAGCAAUAAGCUUACUGACAUUAUUAAUAAUAUUGUUUUGAACAGGCCAAAAAAAGUCCAUGUUUAUGGAAAUUCUAAAUUGAAAGUAAGAAAAUACAGACCGGUUAAGUCUCAUCACUUUGUUGUGAGUCUCAUGAUUUCAUGACUAAGCUGACAGCUGAUUUCUUAUGCUUCUGGAAAAAUCUCACUCCAACAAGUUUUGAAGCAUCUGUACUGUACGGUUUGUUUCCAAAAAUUAAUUUCUGAAAUAAUAAACUCAAUCCAAAGAAGGCAUCUCGCAUUCACGUUUGAUCAGGAAAUAUAUGAAGUGCCAACUUGAUGCAUUACCGUCACGUUUCAGCCUACUCCUGUCUGAACCCCAUCACGAUUUGCUGCUAACAAACGUGCCGCUUGCUUCUGCUUGCUGCUACCAAAUGUGCAUAUUCUUUGUGUGCAAUAAAUGGAGGAUAUUACAUGGUCACUGGAGAUAUGAAAUUUCUCUUCGAGUGUUGAGCACAGCGAAUGAGUGAAAUAUUUUUCAACACCUUAAUCUCCCAGUUGGGAUAGCUGCCGAGUGAACAAAUGUCUGUACAUUAUGUCAGCAGUAACAAAGUAGAACUAGAUUGAUAACAGACUUUCCAAGUCUCACAACUUUGCUGUGUCUUGCCAUUUCACAACCUAUUUCAUGCUCUCAGGGGUUAACAACUGAUUUCCCAGUUUUCUCAAAAAGUCACUCUUUAAGUCCUCUCACUAGGAAAUUUGGGACAUCUCACAACUUUUUCCAACUCUCACUUCUUUUCCCAGCUGUAGGUUCAGAGUCUCAAGAUUUUUGCUUCUUGGGGUUUAGCAAAUCAGGAAAUAUCUGAGAUUAUAGUAACAACCACUUAUUUAUUUGUGUCAAAAAUUUAAGGCUAAUGUUAGUCACAUGUUAUAAGUAAUUAUUGGAUGAUGGUUAUCAGAGGAUGUACCCUGUCUGAUUUGAUAUUUAUGAAAACAGCGCAAACUUAGUUUUUAACGUGUCCCACAUUUUUCUGGCAAGAACUUUUGUAAUGUUACAUAUAUUUUGUAAUACAGUCGAACCUUCUGUAGGUUGAAAACUCAUGGGCACCCAAUGGCUGUUUUCUGUAAUAUAUCCGUUCAAAGAAGCAAAUAUAAUUUUCCAGAAUUUUGUACAUGUUAAGGAUGGCAAAACAUUUCUAGAUGAUUUUUCCAUUCAUGCAUAAAUAUUUGAAGCUAAUCUAAAAAAAUUCCCUAUGAUUUUCUUAAGUUGAAUUUAAGCAUUUUUUCACUCCCCAGGUUUAGCUGUUAUUUGUAGAAAAAGGAAAUGGAAAAUUUUGUGUAUAGAAAAUUUGAUAGAGAGAGUAAUCAGCAAAAUUCUGACCUUCAUAAAGAUUCAGUUUGCAACUAAAAUUUUCAGGAAAUAAUAUUGAGGCCCUUGCAAAUUUGAAAAGUCUCAAGUUGCCCUAAAUUAGCAAACAGAUACAAAUUUUAUAGCACCACUUAUAAUGCUUUUCUAGAUAUUUAAAAGUACUCUGGGAGCCUAAAAAGUUUUUCAGUGUAUUUCAGAAAGAUCUUCAUUGGAUGUCGUUGAAAACGUAGUGGCCAGUUACCGUGUGUAAAGGAGGUGGUCACUUAUGUACACUGUAUGAUAAAAGAACCAUGGUGAGAGUCUCUUCCGAGAAGAUGUCAUGGUACCGAUCUACCUUAUGAAAGAUAACUUAUUGCAUGCAAUUUCUAAGUUAUGAUUAUUAUGUGCAGUAUUGACUGUACAUGUAUGUUGUUACAAAAGUUCUUCAUUUACUCUCAAGUAACAUAGUUUAUAUAGCAAACUGAGAUAAGACCAUGCGUGCAAAUGGUUGCUUACUAGCCUACACCUAGCCGCACCCUUCCCCCGACAAAGGAAAAGUGGAGGGAGGGUGUGGCUACAUGUAGGCUUGAUGCUUACAAGAGGUUAACAACAGUGAAAAAGUUUUAAACUGUCAGCCCCAAAAAGUUGUCAUGUUCACUUAUAGGAGAUGGUUGUUUAUGAGAGGUUCCAGCUGUAAAGCUUUGUUGUUUUGGAUAGGUGGUCGCUACCCUGUGAGCAGAGUCUCCAUCGAUCUUCCUAGAAAAUAUCGGGAAGAGGAUAUUUCCCAAUAUUUUCUAGGAAAAUCGAAGGAGACUCUGCUCACAGGGUAGGUGGUCGCUUAAUAUCAGAGGUACUGGUCACAAACAAGAGGUGGUUUCUCUGAUUGAAGUUUGAGUGUACAACAAAUUUGACGAGUGUUGUUAGACUGCAGAGAUUUAGAAGGUAUUUUUUUUAUCUCAUCAGGAUUUACUGGAAUGGAGGAAGUGCCAAGGAAAGGCUGGGUGGUAUGGAAUGCUGGCUAUUUUAGUUGGUAAGUUUCAAGAUCAUUAUUUUCAAGAUACAUUUAAGUUGGUUGUCUGGUUAAACCUGAGUUUCCUUUGUCUCUUGUGAAUAAUUUGGACAAAACUUCAGUCAGUGAUGAAUUUAGUUGGGUCACUUUGCCCUCAUGGGCAUUUCUCCAUGUUUUUUUGACACUAUCUCUGACCUCAAAAAAGAAAAGUGAAGAUUUCCAUCUCCCAUCCUCUCUGCCUGAAGAGGCUCUCCAAUAGGAUUUUUGGGUUUUGUAAGCAUACUACUUCUUUUAUCCUGGCCACUAUCUAACCUCUAGAUCUAUAUUAAAAAAUGGCACUUUUAAAACGUAUGUUUGGGAUUGGAAUGAUCCAAUACUGGCAGUAACUGUCAGGAUCAUGAAGCAGAGAAAAAAUGCUGAUUCGGAUAAUGGAAUAAAUAUUGAAGAACCCUAUUGGGGUCCCUGUGAGCCAUGUUUUGCCAGUGUUCAGGCUACCUGCAAGAAACAACAGGUACCCCAACUUUGAAUGAAGGGCUGGGGGGAGGGGUCUAGACUCUUGUGUUCUCUAAAAAAUACUCCAUUUAACAACAGUUUUUCAGCAACUUUGUCGUCAGUUGUAGGUUGUAUAUAGUUUGGUGUGAAAAAAGGUCAAUUUUCCUACAACAUGUUCAAUUUAGAGUAGCCUUGAAAGGCCUAUUGUGCUCUAUGUUGUGAAAAUGUAUUCGCAAUAAUUAUUAUAUUGGUUGUGAACAUAACUUUUCCAGAUAUGUUAUUAAUGCAUUUUUUAGAACAGCUGGAAAUAAAGCAUAAACUCAGUGGCAAAAUUUGUUUAUAUAGGGCAUAAAAUGUUCUUGGGACAAUACUAAUAUGAUUCUUGUUAGUGGAAUUCUGCAAUGAAAGUGAAUUACAUCAUUAAAUGAUGGGCAUGAAAUUUUCAUGCCCUAGCUACAUGGCCAAUGUGUACAGUGCAACAAUGAAAUACUAGCCAUAUUAAUACCAUUAUAGAGUUGGCUAUUCUGUACACUCAGGUUUCCUUAGAACAGUAGUAAAUAUAUAUGUAUGGACAGGUGGCUUUUAAAAAAAUAUUGUGAGUGCUCAUUGCAUACAGUCAUGUAAUGGUGGCCAUUAUGUUAGAGGUUCAACUCUGCCUAUUGUGACAGUCUAGCUUUCACAAAGUGUUAAUGUAUGUACUUUAUUUUUACUUCUGAUAGGAGGUAGUGUGGUGUUUGCUGGGCUUUCUGGUUUCCCCAAAUUACCAAAGAAGUAUCUUCCAUUGGUCUCUCUUGGUAUGUUACUUUGGAUAAAGAUGAGGAGAUCUUAUCCAAAGGAAUCCUCAUAAAUUAUAGUGAUAAGAAUCAACAACAAUAGCUUGCGAGCAAGCUCUCCUAUUUGGGCGAGCCUCGCGAGAAUGCGCGAGCGAGGGGCCGAGGAAGGGAGAGCUUGCAACAAUCUCUCAUAAAUUUUCAUUUCCACCCUGGAAACCCUGGGACUCUGCAAAGCGUGAAAACUGUCACCGCAAACGUGCCACAGAUUAGAAAAGUGCAACGGCCUGUCAAGUUUAGACAGCCGAGGGCGUGCAGAAUUAUUUAUUUAUAAUCGCUUUUGCAACAGCAUCAAAGCAAUGUUUUUAAUCACUGAUAUGCUUUUUUUUUCCACGGGAACAUCGAACUUCAACAUGUCCGCUCGGAUGAGAACUUAAUACUUUGAUUCCCGUUUGGUUUUCUUUUGAAAAGUCAUCCAUACUGCAUUGUAGAAGACCAACUCCCCGUCGCAAUCACCAACAAAAACAUUAUAUGUUUGUCCUUUCCGGAACUGGAGAAUAGCGUUUUCCUGGACUUGGUUCUCUUAAGUUGUACUACAGUUGCUACCAACUCUUUCUUUUGUCCCUCUUUACAGUCAAGCUACACAGCUACACUGUCAAGUACACGUUUCUAAAUUUUUUCUACCCAGUGGAAUUCAAUUGGGCGAAGAAACCGAUGUUGGAAGGCAGCGCUUGAACCGGGUGCUUAAAUCUCUCUCCACUCUCACUCUUCUCGUUUUCAGAACCAAACAAGGCGCUUAACACAAACAAAUACAACUGAUGAAGGGUUUUCAUUUUCCUUCCACAAGAACUACAAACUCGGUCCGACUUAUCCUCGGUUCGCAAUAUUCUCUUUGCAAGUCCCUAAAUCAAACGAGCCCCCUUGUCUGCUUUGAGGGCUGAAACACGUUCUUGGUACCAAUCUGAUCCCCCUGAGAACCAAACUUGUCACACAGAUGAAGAGGGUGCCAGCUUGGCCUGUUAUCAAUCAACUUUGUUUUCUGGAACGUCAUUUUCCAGCCAAUGGUAUUUCCCUGAGCGUAGUACAAAUGAAAUUUUAUGAGAGAUCAUUGCAAGCUCUCCUUUCCUCUGCCCCUCGCGGCUUCGCCGCUCGCUUGUGCGUUCUCGCGAGACUCGCUUCGCUCGCCCAAAUAAGAGAGCUUGCUCGCAGGCUAACAACAAUAGUGUCAGUUACGCACUUUCCAUGUAACAAUAACACAACUCAUCAAAAAGAGUAAACUUAACAGGAUUCAAUCAUUCAGUCAUUCAAUCAAUCAAUCAGUCAGUUAGUCAGUCAAUUAAUCAAAAUGUAAACUAUCCAUCUCUCAAACAAACAAUCAUUCAUUCUGUCAGACAAAGUAAUCAAUCUUGCUUGUUGUCAUUUCUCAGCACUAUAUACUUUUUGAUAGUACCCAGGAAACUUUGUACCAGGUUUUUGGUAACAUUUCAAAGUGCUAGAUUCAUAGGUGAAACAAGUGGAUGUAAGUAAUUUGUUUUCACCAUGUCCUUUAUAAAAUUAUUAAUUAUUUGUUGUGAAAGUAGAGACUGAUAUGUCAAAUGACUGGACAUUAUGUCUAUCCUCUGGCCUCAGGUAACAUCCCUAAAUAUUGUGUUAUUUUGUAGUUGUGGAGGCUCAAACUUACAGCCGAUUUGCAUUACUUUCUCACAGGUGUAGGGGCUGGCUGUGGAUGGUUUGUGUCAUACAGAGUGAUAACUUCUUGUCGCAGGGGCCUCUCUCUAGAAGGAACAGUGGAUGGAAAGAUUAAUCAAUCACCAGGUUAGAAGCACCUUUGAGCAUGACCUAAGUGUUAGGUCAAGCUGAGUGGAUAUUAGCCAAUUUCUUUUUUUUAUGGACAGAAAUGAAGUCAAGCCAGUCUGUCGAAAACUCAUGAAAAAAACAAGGCCAAAAUCCAACCAUCUUGAUCGAACAAGUGUAAUCAGGAAAGAGUUCAUUGUAUGGCAGAAAUUAAGAGCUCAAGAAUUCAUUGUAGGGCAGAAAUUAAGAGCUCAAAAUUUUUCAUGAACGCAAAGUGAGAGCGGGAGAUUUUCUAAUGUUCUCUAUGGCAGUAGCGGACAACAGAGUGGUAGCCAAUGAAUAGGCUCGACCCAAGGCCUUUUCACAGGCUAAGAGAGCGAGAGGUCUACUACUGGAACUGGAAAUAAGAGGCAAAGGACUUUGACAAAGUCUAGGCAGAAAUUAAAACUUGCUGUGACUUAAAGCUGACUGUGACUUCAAAAUGCAUUUUUUUGGUUAUAAUCUAGGGGUCAUGUAUGUCUUCUUUCAGAUUCAACAGGGCAAACCAGCUAGUACAAAUUGUUUGAAAAGUUUCUAAAAUGGGUUGGUUAGGAAGGCUUUCUUUUCCUUGUUCUUUUAACUAUAUGCAACUGCCCAUGAUUUUUUGUUUUCAUGUCUUUUUUUAUAUUUGUACAGAGAAGAAAAACGACAUACUACUGCCUCCCAAGGAAACAAAAUAUGGAGACAAGGGCUUUGUCAAAGAAUGAUUUUUGGCAAUGAUAAAGCUCUAGUGUUGUGUACAUAAAUAGUUAGAAAUGUGAGCUGUUGUGUGAAAUAUGGAUUCAUCUAAUUCAGAUAACAUUAAUAUCCAUUAUUUGUUCUUCUUGAGGAAUGUAUAUAAAAGAAACGUUUUAGAUCUAUGUGAAAGUGUCAGUUCUCUAUCUUAACAAAAUAAAAUCAUCAUUUGCUC
Porites lobata is the source of this 6720-nucleotide messenger RNA. NCBI's taxonomy places the organism in Eukaryota, Metazoa, Cnidaria, Anthozoa, Scleractinia, Poritidae. The record is from the annotation of a GenBank genome assembly.